Messenger RNA from Pseudocercospora fijiensis CIRAD86, 1997 nucleotides. RefSeq lists its product as uncharacterized. Gene Ontology annotation, biological process: proteolysis. The record is from RefSeq and is a predicted model, not a curated record. Lineage: Eukaryota; Fungi; Ascomycota; Dothideomycetes; Mycosphaerellales; Mycosphaerellaceae. Bases 1 to 1326 code for a protein of 441 amino acids. The transcript has 2 exons. Gene Ontology annotation, molecular function: serine-type endopeptidase activity.
AUGCAGAAAAUGGCAUUAUCCCUUCGCUCGAUACUGGCCGGCCUGGUCUUGCUUCCUCUCACACAAUCACGGCCCACAUCAGGAUACAUUUCUGCUGCAGCAUCUACACAUGAGUCCGGCGGCGAAGAGCACAUUGUCAUCGUCAACAAGAACGCCCCAGUCACACCACAGGUAGCCCAAGUGCUCCGACGCCUCGAUCUUCACGAAUCGCACCCCGAUGUCCGCCAUAUCUUCAACAACAGCGCCUUCCAAGGCUUCGCCGCAUCCAUGAAAUCCCACUGUCUAGACCUCCUCGCCAACAUGUCAGACAUCUCUCAUGUCGAAAAGACCAUAUCCAUCAGCCAUGCAAGCAUUCCAACCACAAUGGACGUCCGACCCAACGCUCCUUGGGGCCUUCAACGCAUCUCCACCGCCAAUACCAAAUUCAGCGGCAGUCCCUCAGCAAUGGACUACACCUACACUUACACAGACUCCAACCUCGGCUCCGGUUCCGACAUCUACAUCCUCGACACAGGCGUCUACACAGCCCACAACGUCUUCUCCAACCGCGCAAAAAUGCUCUGGUCCUACGACAACGAUCUCUCCGACCAAGACGGCCACGGAACCCACGUUUCCGGCACAGCAGCAGGCAACAUCCUCGGAGUCGCCAGUAACGCCAACAUCUUCGGCGUCAAGACGUUAUCUUCCGAUGGAUCUGGAUGGUCCUCGAACGUCGUAGCAGGAAUAGAUUUCGCAAUCAAUAACCACGAAGCCCGCUCCAACGACCAAACCCAUUCCGGCUCAGUCAUAAGCAUGUCUCUAGCAUCAUCCUCACCAGUCGACGCCAUAAACGCCGCCGUCAGCGCCGCAAUUUCCCGCGGAAUCCACGUUUGCGUCGCAGCGGGAAACUCGGAUACAGAUGCGUGUUCCUCCUCACCAGCAGCUACCGGAGGUUCACAAGGCGGCGCAAUCACAGUGGGAGCAGUAGACAUCACCAACAGACCCGCGUCGUUCUCGAACUACGGGUCUUGUGUAGAUGUCUAUGCUCCGGGCGUCAAUGUGAUUUCAUCGUGGAUCGGUGCUCCAAACAUGGUCAACAGUUUGAGUGGGACUUCGAUGGCCACCCCUCACGUCACGGGAAUCAUAGCUUACGCUAUGGCUGCGAACAGGACUAUGGCUAGGAAUCCUGGACUGAUGAAGGAAUGGGUGAGAAUGCAGGCUCUGGAUGCAGGAAAUGGGAUUAUGGUUGCGAAUAAUGGUGUACAAGGACCGUAUCAGAUUCAGAAGAGAGAACAGGUGGGGAAGGAGGUGAGCCAGAGCAAGAUCAACCCGCCCAAUGCGUUGUAGUUGUCACAAAGUUGCCUCUUAAAGUUUUGAUGUUGUCAUUCCGUUUCAUAACGCCAUGCUGCCUGGGUAUUCGUAGAAAAAGCUGACCUCCAGGAGCAGCAUAUUGAAUCCCAAGUCGUGUAGGUCGCUCGUCGUUCCUUCUAUCAAGCUUUAGCUUGAAAGUCCUGCUUUAGCUUGAGAGCCCUGCUUUUCAUUAUCGCUGCUCUCCGAACGUUGCUUCUCCAUGGCCACCUCAAAGCCUGGCGCGUCUGGACUUCGCGGGUUCUUGGUAGUACCGUGGUAAACCUCGACAUAGAAGCGCAGAGGAGCCUGCUUGUCAUUACCGGGCCAGACCUCAAUGAUGUCUCCAGUAUGAAUCUUGCCGUAUAGCUGUUUGCCCACCUCACCUUUGUCCAGCUGAAAGCCAUUGAUCUUCACACCGUUACUACCGUAUGUGACGAUACCGCAAUACAACCCCUUGAUCGAAUCGAGCUCUUCUUCCGGUCCGGACGCCUUGCUCAGAUCCGAAGCAUGGAAGAAGAUUGUAAGGCACUCCUUGGCUAUACGAAUAUCGUUCUUAUCGGGAUGAGUGUAUGUGCACCGAGAACUUCGGCCAUAUGUCGUGACUGUGGUGUGCAAAUCCAGGACCAAGUCCGGUGCUGAUCCUUGCGUCGAAAUCAGCCUGCCGAAAC